AUGUGGGCACCACGGGUGCUAACCACAGCAGGAACGAGAUGUACUUCUCCUCUCUUUCGAUCUCUUGUAUUACGUUCUCUAUCAAUUAAAUCAGGCAAUAAGUUACCAUCUCAUCCAUUUGAGAUUGAUCUGAAUCCACUCGUAUCAUCAUCGACCCUUGACACGCUCAAUAUAAUUGAUCCAAAACGUCCAUUGGCAUUAGAAAACGCCGAGACUACUCAGCAUGAGCUCAAUCUGCUGAAUGAUGAAAUGUCUGCACUUUUUGGGGAACAAGUGGCAAAAUAUGGACAAGAUGAAACAUUGUCGACUGUAUUUGAGAACCCAAAGACGACCAUACGACGUGAGAAGACGCUGUUGAAGGAGGAUCAAACUUGUACUGGUGAUGCUGUUGAUAUUGAGCAGAAUGAGCAAUGCUCAAUGUUACAUGGAGAGCUCAAGAUGAUGAAGAAGAUGAAGAGGCAAAGAAUUAGUGAGGAGAAAAUUACGGGUAGAGAUACGAUUUUGCCAGUGGAUGUGUUACUGCUUCAAGGUCCGUGCAGCUUUGUGCGAGGUGUUUGGACUAGUGGUGAUGUUAAGAAGGAGGAGUUGUUGCAACGAGUGCAAGCACAUGCUGACCACUUGAAGAUUGGUAUGAAGAGCUACAAUUAUGACUCGGAAAAAAUGGUCUUGGAGAAAAUACUCGAGGCACGUGAAAACCAAGUGAUUGUGCUAUGCUGGAACAUUAGUCUGAGCAAGUCACCGUUCAUUGUUCACGCACUCGAGCACGUUCAGUCCAACGCUAUCAUCGUGAGUCCCGGUAACAUAGAGCAUGGACCUUUACCGGCAAAUGUAGUUGGUGUGCUGUCAGGUUUUGGGGACCAAUCUUUAUCGCUAGCAUUGAUCGCCGCUGCGAACCUUUGCGGGCUUGAUACGAGGAAGGAUUAA
Molecule: messenger RNA, 924 nt
Organism: Peronospora belbahrii
Lineage: Eukaryota; Oomycota; Peronosporomycetes; Peronosporales; Peronosporaceae
Source: the annotation of a GenBank genome assembly